GCGGAAGAGGUUUCCAUUGCUGUAGUUUGGGAGUGGGAGAUAAGCGAGAGAACCUUUUUAAAAUCAUGCCGAGCACAGUGCAGCGCCUGAAGGUAACUUACAACAACGACAGCGAAAGAAAUGCGUUUACAAAUGGGGACACCGUGACCGGACAAGUCACUUUGGAAGUGACCAAAGAUUGCAAAGCCGACUCGCUUUACGUAAAGUUUAAGGGAAAGGCUGAGGUGUUGUGGACCGAGAGGCACGGCCAAACUACUACCACUUACCACUCUAAGGACAAGUAUUUCAGCAUCACACAUUACUUUAUUCGAGAUGAAUCCGCCACCGUUGACGAUCAAUCACUACUGACCACUCAGCAUGGACAAACCUACGGUAAUUUACUUGCAACAGGAACUCAUGUUUUCCCAUUCACCUUUCAGUUCCCUUUACAGGAAAUGCCAUCCUCCUUCACUGGUUCUGUUGGUAAAAUUGUGUACCUACUGGAAACCAGGCUGAAUAGGUCCAUGAGGAUACGUACAAAAGAUACCAUCAAGAUUCCCUUCGUGACACAAGUAGUCCCCACCAUGUUGCAGGAAAUCAUGACUCCUCAACAUGAUUCUAAGGAUAAAAAAUUGCAUUUGUUGAACUCGGGAACUGUAGCGAUGGAUGUCAAGAUUGAAAAAUCCGGUUUCAUCCAAGGAGAAGGCUUAAAGGUUGUAGCCACCAUUCAGAACAACUCCACUCGUGAGAUCAAACCCAAGUAUUGCAUCUACAGAAAGCACAGCUUCUUUGCAAGGGGAAAGAGGAGGCUUGAUACUAAAGACCUCUUAAAGGACGUGGGAGAGCCCAUUCCUCCAUCAGCCAGCCAAACAGUCGUAAGGGUCAUCACAAUCCCCCAUGAUUUGGAACCUUCCAUCCUCAACUGUAGCAUCCUCAAAGCAGAGUACAGGGUUAGGGUUUAUUUGGAUGUAAAGUACGCUUCAGACCCAGAGAUCAAAUUUCCCAUUCUCAUCCUUGGAGCCUUAACAGCACCCACUGUGGCAGCAAGUUUGCCUUCUACUGAAUCUGAAUUUGGACCAUUUGGAUACCAAAACCCAGCAGCCUGGGGCACGUUUUCACAACCACAAUCUUAUGAUCCCCCUCCUCCUUAUGAAGCUUAUGGAAUGUACCCUUCCUUGAUGGAUAAUGGUGGUAAACCCUGAUAAGUAAUGACAUUCUCAAAAUGAGUGUGCUGCACAGACCACAAUACGCACUACAGCUCCUUAUUGUUUAUCUCAAACGUUAACCUUUGACAUUUUCUGAAAGUGAUAGUCCAGUAAAAAAAAAAAAAGUUUUGUCAUCAAUGUUUGGCGGUGCGUAGGAAAAAAAA
Molecule: messenger RNA, 1348 nt
Organism: Syngnathus acus (greater pipefish)
Lineage: Eukaryota; Metazoa; Chordata; Actinopteri; Syngnathiformes; Syngnathidae
Product: arrestin domain-containing protein 3-like
Exons: 7
Coding region: 66-1181 (371 amino acids)
Biological process (GO): protein transport
Cellular component (GO): cytoplasm; plasma membrane
Source: RefSeq, a predicted model, not a curated record